This is a messenger RNA of Cuscuta campestris, 952 nucleotides long. Lineage: Eukaryota; Viridiplantae; Streptophyta; Magnoliopsida; Solanales; Convolvulaceae. The record is from the annotation of a GenBank genome assembly.
GUCAAAACCUUAGAUUUGCUCUUCCGAGCUCCAACACCGUCAAAACCUCAAAUCUACUCUUCCCAUGCCGUCAAAACCUCAUAUUUGUUCUUUCGCUUCCCCCAAAACGUCCGAUCUUCUUAUUGCAUACAAUAUUCUCAUCUUAUAGAGCUCUGAUGGUGAGCAGAUAUAGAACAAAUCAUAAGCGAUGGAGGGUUACAGAACGCUUGGAAAAGUAGUCGGCGGUGGAUAUUUUUGCGCUCAGCUCUUCUCCCUUACCUUCCGCGUGGCGUGCUUCCGCCUCCAGCUCUUUCACAGCGCCGCUCCUCCCCGCCGCUCCUUGCAUUACAUUAUCAGAUCGAGACUGCCAAAAUUGAAGAGGUUGGCUGCGAAGAUGAAGCGAAAGAAGAAGCCAUAGACGCCAGGAACCGGGUGCUAUCGCAUCUCUGUGUGCGAUCCAAACAGAGAAGAUUGACAGUCCAUCGGCCUAAAGUUUGAAGAUGUAAAGCUGCUAUCUCUUCCUUUUCAGUUUAGAAGGCCAAGGCUAAGGGAGUCUUUCUUUUGUGGUUGCUCACAAGUUUUCUACCAAUGCCAACGACAAGCUUGCAUUGUGUGCUCUAUGAUACCAAUUAUCAUCUCCCAAGCUGCUCUCUCCGUUCUUUCUUUUCCAGAAAUGAGAGUUAGGUAGAGCACACCUUGACAGCGAAACCAAUGUGAUCUGAACUUGUGACAAUGUGUUUACAUUAUACAAUGGAUGGAUAUCCUGGUGUUUUUCCUGUCAUUAUGAAACUUGCUCCUACAAGGUAGCUAAGAUCUUCUAUGCUAUAUAUGAAAUGUUUGGACUAAGAUUCGCAAGGCUGAAGCUUCAACAACGAUGCACGCUGCUCGAGCUUGGCAAAUUGGGUAAUCGAUAGACUUUGCACGGACCUCAGACUUUGAAGCGUAUCUGUUGAAAUCAAAUGAUGUUAAUUUA